CGACAUUUGUCAGUCAAUUUGCGUCAUCUUGGUGGGCGAGGGAGUGUCGCGUGUUUGGUUCCCAGUGGCACCUCAAAACCUUUGAAAUGUCUGUUUUUCACGACGAAAUCGAAAUAGAGGAUUUUGAAUAUGACGAAGAUACAGAAACGUACUAUUACCCGUGUCCGUGCGGAGAUAGGUUCGCUAUUACCAAAGAAGAUUUGGAGAACGGGGAAGAAGUGGCGACGUGUCCAAGCUGUUCCCUAAUAGUAAAAGUUAUCUAUGAUCAGGACGAUUUCAUGAGCGGAGAAGUUGUUGAAGCGCCUGCAACAGACAGGAGACUGGAGCUGACUCAGAGCUGAAGACUGUGAACUUGUCUCACUCUCUGGAAUCAAUUAACGUGCAACAAAAUGGACUUAUUUGUGGAUGUAUGCAGGCAGGUGAAGCCUACAAAGUGAGUUCAUUGCACAAGAACUCACAUGGACAUGGACUAUGGUUAACAGGACACUCAAAGGACUGUCGUUUUUGCACAAUAUAUAUAUUUUUAGAUUUGUGUUUUAAAGUUAUUUAUUUUUUUAAUGUAUACCUACCUACACGUACAGUUGUCAUUAUGGAUGCAUGCUCCAGUGACAACAUAAAGACAGUAGAGGGAGCCAGAUGAAAAGAGAUGUGGUGUUCACUUCUUGGACACCCCCAAGUGGUAAUACAAGGUGGAAUCAAACUGGUCCCAGUCUAGAUUUUUCCAGCAGGGAAGAUCAGUAAAUGACGGUCUGCUAUGAACAAUACAAAAGUGCAAGAUGAGAAUGGGUCUUUUUUCAUGUGACGACAGACGCUUUUGAACACUGUCGGAAGCAGUUAUAAGUGGCAUCCGAUGGCAUAGGCAUAUACAACAUAACCACCAAUGUGUUUUUGCCUUAAACCGGUUGUCCAAUAUACUUGCUUCACUUCGAAACAGAACUUGACUGAUGUGAUGGUGAAAAAAGCUUAUCACGGGGCCUGGGUAGAAUUGCAUUGUGACAGAUGUGGUAAUGUACUUUCACGGAGCAAUGUGUCAACACACCAUGGGAUGAACAGAAUAUAAGGAAACUCAAUACUGUAGUAAAAUUAAACAAUAUUAUGGCUUGAGAAUUUUCAA
This is a messenger RNA of Engraulis encrasicolus (European anchovy), 1114 nucleotides long. RefSeq names its product diphthamide biosynthesis 3 (gene dph3). The record is from RefSeq and is a predicted model, not a curated record. The transcript is spliced from 3 exons. NCBI's taxonomy places the organism in Eukaryota, Metazoa, Chordata, Actinopteri, Clupeiformes, Engraulidae. Bases 87 to 341 code for a protein of 84 amino acids.